GCUCCAGCUCCAUUCAAGCUCUCAAGCAACAACAGCCUCCAGUAGUAAGCUGGCAAUUCUUCUCCUCCCAUUCAACAUAUCUAUACUUGAAGCCUAACUAGCUAUUACCCUAGCCAGCUUGGUAGAACCAUCUCAUUGCUCUCCUCGUCAACUCGAUCGUCUCAAAUUCAAAGCUAACUAAGGUCUUGCAAUGGGUGGCCUCUCUGCUCAGCACCCAUGGGCCUUUACCUUCGGCCUCCUAGGCAACGUCAUCUCCUUCAUGACCUACCUGGCCCCACUGCCGACGUUCUACCGGAUCUACAAAAACAAGUCGACGCAGGGAUUCCAGUCGGUGCCUUACGUGGUGGCGCUCUUCAGCGCCAUGCUCUGGAUCUACUACGCGCUGCUCAAGUCCGACGAGUACCUCCUCAUCACCAUCAACACCGCCGGCUGCGUCAUCGAGACCAUCUACAUCGUCCUCUACCUGGCCUACGCGCCCAAGCAGGCCAGGCUCUUCACCGCCAAGAUCCUCCUCCUCCUCAACGUCGGCGUCUUCGGCCUCAUCCUCCUCCUCACCCUGCUUCUCACGGCCGGCGAGAGGCGCGUCGUCAUGCUCGGAUGGGUCUGCGUAGGCUUCUCCGUCUGCGUCUUCGUCGCGCCCCUCAGCGUCAUCCGUCUUGUGGUGCGCACCCGGAGCGUGGAGUUCAUGCCCUUCUCCCUCUCCCUCUCCCUCACCGCCAGCGCCGUCGUCUGGUUCCUCUACGGCCUCCUCAUCAAGGACAAAUAUGUCGCCCUGCCCAACAUUUUAGGGUUCGCUUUCGGGGUGAUCCAGAUGGGGCUCUACGCACUCUACCGCAACGCCACGCCCAUACCGGCGCCCAAGGAGAUGGACGCCCCCGAAUCUGAAGAUGGUGCCGUCAAGGCGCCCGAGCACGUCGUCAACAUCGCUAAGCUCGGCACGGCGGCGGCAGCCAUCGAGCUCAACACAAACCACCCCGUCGAGCCGCCGCCGCCCAUGAAGGAGGGGACGGCCAAGGCAUGUGCCACCGGCGAGAAGCUUGACAAGGCAACCCAUGUCGAGCAAGUCUAGGCAUGCAUGCGUUCAUGACACGGAUGUAUAUAUGUCGUGCAUCCAAAUAAGCCAUGACGGGGAUCGAGCAAACAACCGGUAGAGAAUGCAUGCAUGCAUGGCGUGCCUUGUAAAUUGUACUAAUUUGUACCGGCGAUGCUCCAUUCGAAUUCAAGUAUCCAUUCGUAGUAGCUCGUUGCGAAGGGUUCUUAUUUUAUUCUGAUCGUAUCAUUAGUGUAUCCAUCGAUCACUUAGAUGUAACGGUCUUAUUAUAAGGAACCGCCGGCAGGGUGAGCGCGGCUGGAUGUAAAUUAUAGUACCAAAUAUUUUUCUAUAAAGUACUGUUUUUCUUGAA
This is a messenger RNA of Hordeum vulgare subsp. vulgare (domesticated barley), 1403 nucleotides long. RefSeq names its product bidirectional sugar transporter SWEET14-like. Gene Ontology annotation, molecular function: sugar transmembrane transporter activity. NCBI's taxonomy places the organism in Eukaryota, Viridiplantae, Streptophyta, Magnoliopsida, Poales, Poaceae. The coding region runs from base 191 to 1069 and encodes 292 amino acids. Gene Ontology annotation, biological process: carbohydrate transport. The record is from RefSeq and is a predicted model, not a curated record. Gene Ontology annotation, cellular component: membrane. The transcript is spliced from 5 exons.